GUGAAACAGACCUUGCAGAAUAGUUCGUAGGUAACGUGUGUAGCGUUCGUGUGGAGUUGUGAUCUCAUUUAACCUAAAUUAACCAGCACGUAACACGUGCGAAGAAUAGUACAAUUCGUUGUGACGUUUUUCUACAAAUUUUUGCAUUGCGUCCACCAAUGUAAUUUAUUCGAAACUAUACAGUAUUCAUACAGUAGUCUUAUAUAGAAGUUUCUAGUACUUACGAAUACUCGACAAUGAUGAAGAAUCAACAUACUGCGAAUACGUCAACAAAAAUACAGGAUCUGAGAAGCACGCAGUUCUUGAAUCGCAUCAAAAAGUCAUUAUACUAUCCCACAAAUCCAGUGAAUAACUACUUGUCUUUACCAGUUAUAGAAUCAACAGCUGAAUUCAUCACAAAAGAAAGUGGUCAACAAUUAGAAAAACUUGAUGUGGAGGUAGCAAGUAGGAUAUCUAAUGCCAUAUGUGCUUCCCCUUGUGCACUUGUGCUGGCUCUGCUGUAUAUCGAAAGACUGAAAAACUGUAAUCCCCAAUACCUUCAGCAAGUAGCACCAUCCGAACUGUUCUUGAUAUCUUUGAUGGUGGCCAGUAAGUACCUACACGACGAUGGUUCGGAAGACGAAGUUGUAGACGCAGCAUGGGCAAUUUCAGGAAGACUAACUUUAUCUAGAACAAUUAAAUUAGAGAUGGAGUUUCUUAAGGCAGUCAAUUGGAUGGUAUCUGUGCGACAAGAAACGUUUUGGGAAAGGCUGCGACAAUUAGAGAAGGAGGUGGCUUAUCGGGAGGUACAGAAACGAAACUGGUGCUCAUAUACCGAACUGAACUGUCUCAUGAGUUACAGCCAACUGAUCACAGUUGCGAGGUCCGUUAUGCUAGUCUGCUGUAUCUCUCUGACGGCCUAUGUAAUCUGCUUUCUGAUUAUGUUUGGAAGCACUUUCGUCCUUCAGGCGAUCACUUUAUGCUGCAUUUGGUUUGUCCGAACGUGGCAGAUCGUGAACCUGAACGAAACUAACAUUACGUUGUGCAGCAACAUUCCGCCGAGUCCGCUUAUUGAUGCGCGAUCUUGUGUGUUCAAUGACGAGCAUGUAAUGCCCGCUUGUUCGUUGUUCGGCGACUACAAAAAUGAAGACCGUAUCGGCGUGGAAAUCCAAAAUGCGGACGAAUAUGUCAUUGGGCACGCUGACAACACCAGCAACAACAGCGAUGUCAACUGGCAAUGGUGGUUGAACUCGACGAUGACUUGGCUCGCAGAGUACUCCUCGAAGAAUUUCACUAGUCAGGUCACCAAAUUUAACGACACCGGGUCGAUUUUCAGUGGCGCAAAGUUUCCGUUCAAUUCAACGCAAAACGAAAGGAUAAGGAAUACGGAGGACUUCGUGUUGCACUGGCAGAAAAGGCUAUACUGGAUUUUGAAUCGGCUGAAGACACACUGGAUCGAAUUAAACUAUUCACAUCAUAAAAUUCUCCAGUCGAUUCAUAGUAUUGAUUUUCUAGUUCAAAGUCGACGGUUCGACCGUUAGAUAAAGCCUUUCGCGGAAAAAAACUUAGAUUUGCAUAUGUAUACGCGCGUGAAAAAUGCAUAAUAUAUAUAUUUUUAUAUCGACUUUUUAUGUAACGUUCGAUACCAACAGACGCGUUUCUCCAUUAUUCAUCUU
This is a messenger RNA of Dinoponera quadriceps, 1655 nucleotides long. Its product is annotated as protein CNPPD1. The coding region runs from base 237 to 1520 and encodes 427 amino acids. Gene Ontology annotation, cellular component: cyclin-dependent protein kinase holoenzyme complex; nucleus. The transcript has 5 exons. Gene Ontology annotation, biological process: regulation of cyclin-dependent protein serine/threonine kinase activity. NCBI's taxonomy places the organism in Eukaryota, Metazoa, Arthropoda, Insecta, Hymenoptera, Formicidae. The record is from RefSeq and is a predicted model, not a curated record. Gene Ontology annotation, molecular function: protein kinase binding; cyclin-dependent protein serine/threonine kinase regulator activity.